GAAGACAUUAAUAACUGGUGUAAUACAUCAGGAGCUUCAUUGUCUAUCACAAAAUGCAAACAUAUGCAUAUUUGCAGAAAACAAUGCUGCACUUGCCAAGUAUCCACACAAACACAUGUUAUUGAAUCAGUAAAAGAACUAAAAAUAUUAGGAGUAUCCUUCGACUCAAAAUAUAGUUGGAAACCACACAUCAAUAAUUUAACUAAAUCUCUAACUAAAUCGUCAAAUAUAAUAAAAUUCCUAGCAAACGAUAAGUACAAUUGUCAACCAACAACCCUAGUCCAAAUCGUGAAAAGCUUAUCCUUAUCAAAAAUAGAUUUCGGCCUGCCACUAUACGGACUAGCACCAAAAACACAAAUAAAACCGAUCAAAUCUAUACUCAACAACGCCCUUCGAACCGCGUUAGGAGCCUUCCGCUCAACACCUAUUUAUAAUAUCUACGUCGAAUCCAAUAUUACCCCUCUUGAAACUAGAAUACAGCACCUUCAAGCCAAAUUAUCAAAAACUAUAAUUCAAUCAACAGACACUCCGCUGAAACCAAUCCUUGACAAAAUCCUAAAAAACAAAAUAACAAAAUACAGAAACUCAGCCAUACAAAAGAGUAUCAUCUCCUGUAGCAACCUUGGCCUCCCGGUCAACCCAAUAAAACCCACGCCAAAGUCAAAUCCGCCAUGGAAUCUAAGUCCUGAAUCAAUAGACAUAGCCUUAAGCAAAUACAGAAAAGACCAAACAAAUUUGUCAGUAUUCAUAAAAGAAUUUUCAGACAUAAAAUCAAAAAUGAACAACUUCACAUUUAUUUAUACUGACGGAUCCCUUUACAACCAUAUACCUGCAUACGCCAUAACCACCGAAACCACUGUCCUUAAAAUGGCCAUACUUCCGACCUACUCCUCAGUCUUUACUGCAGAAAUAAUCGCUAUAUUAGAAGCCAUCGAGAUAAGCCGCACAAUAAAAGGAAAAAUCUGCAUCUGCUCCGACUCACUGUCUGCCUUAAAUUCAAUAAAAAACAUUGACAACAACUCACAUUACCCCACAUUAAUUAGAGAAUCAAUUACAAAGCUCUAUCCAAAAAUAAAAAUCUUGUGGAUUCCAAGCCACGUGGGAAUCAUAGGAAAUGAAUUUGCUGAUAACGCCGCUAAAUACGCAACUACAGCACCUUUGGUCACGACAAAAAAUCUCAACCAGACCGAUAUAAACAAAUACAUAAAAUCGAAGCUAUCUAACAAUUCACUAAACCUAUUACAAAACACAUCAAGCUGGUACCAAACUAUUAACAUAAAUUAUACUAACAUCAAUGAUUACUCCAAAAACAAGGAAAUCACCAGUCUAUCAAGACGAGAUCAAACUAAAUUCAUUAGAUUACGUCUAGGGCAUACAAGACUCACCCAUCAGUAUAGAAUGCUGCAAUCGACAUCUAACACCUGCCAGUUUUGCAACCAAGUUGCAAUGACUUUGAACCACAUACUUAAUGAAUGCGUAGCAUUUAAUCCUGCCCGAAACCCCUUCCCAAAUGGUAACCUCCAUUCUGCCAUUUCAAAUCCUACAACCAGCAACAUCCUGAGAAUCCUAAAUUUUCUUAAAAAAACAAAGACAAUCAAUCUUAUCUAAUAAUUAAGCGUCCAACAACACAAUAGAAAUAAGAAAACUAAUUUUCGAAUUAUAUAGAAUUGUGCAAAAACUUGAAUUUCACAUAGACUAAUACAGACAUUAGGAUUAAGUAAAUAACAAAAAAUGUAACUACGAAAAACAAAAAAUAAAAUAAAUGAGCCAGCCGAAAGCCUUAGUAGCUAUGGCUGCAACGCCCCCCCCUGUAGCUUUAGUUUUAACUUUAAGCUAACAGAAUGUAAAUAAAU
Molecule: messenger RNA, 1853 nt
Organism: Drosophila ananassae
Lineage: Eukaryota; Metazoa; Arthropoda; Insecta; Diptera; Drosophilidae
Exons: 2
Coding region: 64-1608 (514 amino acids)
Molecular function (GO): nucleic acid binding; RNA-DNA hybrid ribonuclease activity
Source: RefSeq, a predicted model, not a curated record